This is a messenger RNA of Telopea speciosissima, 1524 nucleotides long. Its product is annotated as probable GMP synthase [glutamine-hydrolyzing]. NCBI's taxonomy places the organism in Eukaryota, Viridiplantae, Streptophyta, Magnoliopsida, Proteales, Proteaceae. The record is from RefSeq and is a predicted model, not a curated record. Gene Ontology annotation, biological process: base-excision repair. Gene Ontology annotation, molecular function: DNA-3-methyladenine glycosylase activity. The transcript has 5 exons. The coding region runs from base 37 to 1167 and encodes 376 amino acids.
UCUGUUCAAAGUGGAGAAAUUGGGGGAUUUCUUCCAAUGUCGGGAGCUCCUAUAGUAAGGUCCAUGAACGUGGCCGACUCAGAGGUUCGGCCGGUCCUUGGGCCUGCUGGAAACAAGACGAGGUCAACAAUUACAAGGAAACCUGCUUCCAAGCCUUUGCGGAAGGUGGAGAAAACGCCAGAACUUGCGGUUGAGGAGAAGAGAGUUCCUUCGGCUCCUGUUGCUGCUUCACGUCCUAAGCUUCACUCGAUGAACGUUCCUUCAAUUUUGCGGAGGCAGGAGCAGUUAUUGCACUCUAAUUUGUCGCUCAAUGCGUCUUGUUCAUCAGAUGCUUCUUCUGAUUCUUUUGUCAGUCGAGCUUCUACUGGAAGAAUAACUCGAGCAAGAAGCACUGCAAGCCGCAGAAAGCAAGCUGCUUCAAAGCCAGAAAAAGUUGUUCCAGAUAGUGUCUCCGUACCUCCACUUGAUACGCUGGAAGGGAAAAAGAGGUGUGCCUGGGUGACACCAAAUACUGAGCCAUGUUAUAUUGCUUUCCAUGAUGAAGAAUGGGGAGUUCCGGUCCAUGAUGACAAGAAACUGUUUGAGUUACUAGUCCUAUCAGGUGCUUUGGCUGAACUUACAUGGCCUGCAAUUCUUAGCAAAAGGCACAUAUUUAGGGAAGUCUUUUUAGAUUUUGACCCAGUAGCAGUCUCAAAAUUGAGCGACAAAAAGAUCACAGCUUCAGGAAGCACAGCCAGCUGCUUAUUAUCAGAACUAAAGCUGCGAGCAAUUAUUGACAAUUCACGUCAAGUUUGUAAGAUCAUUGAUGAGUUUGGUUCAUUUGGAAAGUAUAUUUUGGGCUUUGUGAACCACAAGCCAAUUGUCAGCAAAUUCCGGUAUCCUCGCCAGGUUCCAGUGAAGACUCCAAAAGCUGAUGUGAUAAGCAAAGACUUGGUCAGAAGGGGUUUCCGGAGCGUGGGGCCUACUGUGAUCUAUUCAUUCAUGCAAGUUGCUGGAAUAACGAACGACCAUCUAAUUACUUGCUUCAGGUUCCAGGAAUGCAUAACCACAGCAGCAGGGAUUGAAGUGGUGGAUGACAGCAAAGCUAAAACUGAGGAGAAUAAAGCCGAGGACAUGGCGGGCUCAGAAAUAACAAGGGCCAUGGAUGAGUUAAGUAUCGCAGAAUGAUGAAAUGAGGUUGCCGCUUGAAAGGUGAACAUAAACUUUCUGUCACCUAUUUUCAUCCAUGUACAACCAUUUCUAGAUUGUUGGCUGCUCUUUUACGAGGUGGGUGCCUGGGUGGUGGUGGAAUGUAGGUUGUGUAUAAAGGAGAUAGCUAUGAAUUCUUAUGCAUCUUCGUUUGUAGAUUGAUAGGAGGAGAACUCUUUAUCGAUGACUGAUGAUGAUUGAAUAUAUGUUGCCGAGAGAGAGCCUUCUGAGAUGGAUGUACAUUUUUCCUUGUAUAGUGAAAGGAUAUUUCAGCAUGUUUUUCAUUUUAAAAAACCUUAUCCUUUUCUUUGAACCAGGGGCUGGGUUUCUUCUGUC